Messenger RNA from Recurvomyces mirabilis, 2631 nucleotides. RefSeq lists its product as uncharacterized. The transcript has 2 exons. The record is from RefSeq and is a predicted model, not a curated record. Bases 1 to 2631 code for a protein of 876 amino acids. NCBI's taxonomy places the organism in Eukaryota, Fungi, Ascomycota, Dothideomycetes, Mycosphaerellales, Teratosphaeriaceae. Gene Ontology annotation, cellular component: fungal-type vacuole membrane.
AUGGCAUCCGCCGAAGCACGACGAGACGAUGAGCACGACACGGAAGGCGCGAGCGAACAGACACCACUUCUCUCCAACAACGCACAAUCGCAAGACGAUCGGAGUCAGCCACAACGGGAAGUGUCGGCACGGGGCUCGCUUCUCAAUUCUCUCAGCCUCACCAACAACAAGACAGGCAGGCGAAGAUGGCCUUCCUUGAUCGCAUUGGCUGGACUAUGUGGUCUAGUCAUGCUGAUCAUCGUCUUCGCCUUCCUCGCACCAUCGACAGUGGAGGAGUAUGCGCAACAAGCCAUCGUCUUCGAUCCAACAUCAUUAUCCAUCGAUGGCUUCACCUCGACCGGCGUGCGGGCGCGCAUCCAGGGUGAUUUCAUGAUGGAUGCGACGCGGGUGCAGAGGAAGCCAGUGCGAGAUCUUGGCAAGUUCUUUACAUACAUGGCGCGAGAGGCGGAAAGCGGACAGAGUGAGGUUGAGGUGUCGCUGCCGGAGUAUGGCAAUGUGGUGUUGGGGACGGCGGCCGUGCCAGGUAUUAAAGUGGAUCUGCGAAAUGGACACCGCACGCAUGUGGAUGUGUUGAGCGAUCUACAGCCCGGUGAUGUGGAGGGAAUUAGGCGUAUCGCCAAUGACUGGAUUGAAGGUCGGCUUGGCCAGUUGAGGGUGCUGGGCAAGGCUAAGGUGCCGGUCAAGAGUGGCCUCAUCAGCUUAGGCAAGCAGGCCAUACAGCAGGAGCAUCUGUUUGCGAACAAGGACAUCCCGACUCUACCAGCCUAUGACAUCAAGAAGCUCAACUUUCGAGAGAUUGAGCUGCCGAAAGGCGGUCGAGGGAUGGCGGCAGAUGUCAGCAUUGCUGUGCAGAACGAUUAUCCCGUCGACUUCACCAUCCCACCACUGGCAUUCAAUAUUCUGGUCGACAACUGCAAGAAGGAUGAACCAUACAUCAAGCUCGCCAACGCAGAGACACACGACCUCCACAUCCAACCCAAGCACAAGGUGGAGCUGAACGCCACAGGUGUAGUCCACGAAUUACCCGACGUACUUACGCAAGACUGCCCAGGCAUGAGCAAGUCACCACUAGACAUGCUACUAGGCAACUACCUCCAUGGUAAGGACAACACAAUCUACGUCCAGGGCUCGUCCGCACCACAACACAACACACCACAAUGGAUCACCGAUCUGAUCUCCGACAUUACCGUCCCUGUGCCAAUCCCAGGCAAGACCUUCGGCCACCUCAUCAAGAACUUCUCCCUGACAGACACCCACUUCAGUCUACCAGACCCAUUCGCGGAUACUUCAGAUCCGACAAUCAGCGCUAAAGUAAAAGCACUCAUCGCCCUCCCAGAGGAGAUGAACUUCAAUCUUUCUGUCUCCAAAGUCCGCGCCGACGCCGACAUUUUCUACCACGGCAAGAAGCUGGGCAAGCUUGACUUGCAUAAAUGGCAGCCCGCCACCUCCAGACGCUUAGACACCAACGAGUCAAGUCCUGAACUCCUAGUCGAAAGUGCUAUACAAGAUGCUCCCAUCAACAUCACCGACGACGACGUCUUCACCCGAGUCGUCCAGGAUAUGCUCUUCGGCGGCGGCAAAGAGGUGAUCAUGCACAUCAAAGCCGACGUGGAUGUCAUAGUGGAUAGUGCGCUGGGAGAAUUGGCUGUGACGAAGAUACCGGCCGAGGGCUCGAUACCAAUAAGACAUGCUGAAAUGACCUUCUCUUUCGUAGCCUUCAAAGACCACAACAAAAGCCCUGGUGAUAUUGCCAAGGGUUUCCGACCCAAAGUCUUCGACCUGAACAUCCUGUCCACUACAUCAACCGGUCUAACGCUGGGCGCAAAGGUCAACAUCACAAACCCCACCGUCUAUUCGGCCACGGUGCCAUACGUCGACAUCCACAUCGUGAAGAAUGGCUCUGUGCUCGGCCACGCGACAGCGAAGAACAUCGAGAUUCAGGCGGGAGAAAACCACAACCUCUACAUCGAAGCUGUCUACGAUCCCGCCAAAAUGGGUGGGGAGAACGGCAUCCACAUCGGCCGCGAACUCCUAAGCCAGUACAUCUCCGGCUACAACACGACUCUGACCCUCCAACUCCACUCAGGAAGUCUCCCCACCCUCCCAAACCUCGGCAAAGCCCUCAGUAAAUUCCCCCUCGAGCUCCCAACGCCACAGCUGCAUACUCCAAGCCCACCAAAGGAGGACCCCACCCCGCCAUCAAACCCUCCCGGUCACGGUGACGAUGACGACGACGAAGAAAAAAUGCACUUCAUCCACGACGCCACCUUCCACCUCCUAACCAGCACCGCCACCUUCCUCCUCACCUCCCCCUUGAAACACGAAACAAUCUACAUCCACCGCCUGAACGCCACAGCAUAUUACAAAGGAUCCACCGUCGGGGAAAUCUACUACGACCUCCCCUUCGCCAUCCCCCCCUAUGACCCAGAGGAGAACGAUGGACGCGGGACGCUAAGUCCAAGGUUACCGGUUGAGUGGAGUUUAGGGAGCGUGGGGUAUGAGGCUGUGAGAAGGGCAUUGGGGGGACGGUUGAAGUUGGGGGCGUUUGCGGAGGUGGAAUUGCAGAUUGGGAGGUGGAGGCAGGGGGUUUGGUUUGAGGGAAGGGGGAUUGGGGCGGGGGUUAGGAUAUGA